AGUUUAAGUUUAACUUUUAUACUUUGAUUGCAGAGUUGUUUUGUUGCCCUCGGAUGCUCCUCUUGAUAUGGAGAAGAUUGAGGAACAAUUUGCCAACCUACACAUUGUUAAACGCUCCUCGGGAACGGAAGAGCCUACUUACCUGCUUGGCGUAGACACCUCCAGGACUGUACAUGCAGAAGAGGGAAGCUUGGUCGCUGCUUUGUGUUCCAGUGGAUCCAUCAGAAUAUAUGACAAAGAAAGGUUACGUGUACUACGAGAAUUUAGUGGCAGUCCCGGGCUUCUGAGUGGAGUCAAAUUUGCAAAUUCCCAUGAUAGUAUAUAUUCAGCGUGUACUGAUGGCACUGUGAAAUGUUGGGACGCUCGCUUAGCCAGUGAGAAGCCCGUUCAUCAAUUCAAGGGUUACCCUUCCAAUGUCUUUAUCAGUUUUGACAUCAGCUGUAAUGACCAUGUCAUUUGUGCAGGUACAGAAAAAGUUGAUGAUGAUGCCCUGCUGGUCUUCUGGGAUGCCAGGGUUAAUCCUCAAGGCUUGUCUGCUGCCAAAGACCCACUCGGGGCCUAUUCAGAGACACACAGUGAUGAUAUCACACAGGUCCGUUUCCAUCCCAGCAACCCCCACCUAGUGGUCUCAGGCUCAACUGAUGGCCUGGUAAAUGUGUUUGAUAUUAGCAUUGAUAAUGAAGAGGACGCCCUGAUUACAACCUGUAAUUCAGUUUCAUCAGUAAGCUAUAUAGGUUGGUCUGGGAAAGAUUAUAAACAGAUUUACUGCAUGACACAUGAUGAAGGGUUUUGCUGGUGGGACCUUAAUCACUUGGAUACCGAUGAACCCAUUACACGUUUAAGCAUCCAGGAUGUCAGAGAAACAAUUACUGUGAAAGAAGGUACUUUGGACUAUUUGGUUGGUGGCCUCUAUCAUGAAAAGAUGGACAGAUUGUUUGUUGUCGGAGGAACAAACACAGGCAGGAUUCACUUACUGAACUGUACCAUAUCGGGGCUGACGCAUGUGGCCACUCUGCAGGGAGGGCAUGCUGCCACUGUCCGAUCUUUUUGCUGGAAUGUACGUGAUGACUGCUUGCUGACGGGGGGAGAAGAUGCACAGUUGUUGCUUUGGAAACCUGCAGCUGUGGAGAAGACCUUUGCAAAGAAGGACAGCAUGAAAAUCGCAUCCUCUGUGCACCAGCGAGUGCGGGUUCACACCAGCGAUGGCUACAAGAGAAGGAAAAAGCAGUAAGGUGAAACUGGAAUUCACGUGGUGGUAGGUUUUGUAUCUUCUAGUAAUUUUUUUGGCUCACUUCCUGUAGUAGACUGGUUUAAAGCUUCUGUGUAAAACUUACAUCAGUUACCCUAAGCAAUCCUGGAAUUACAUUAAGAAUGGUUCAGGGCCUGGCACGGUGGCCUAGCUGCUAAAGUCCUCGCCUUGAACAUGCUGGGAUCCCAUAUGGGCGCUAGUUCUAAUCCCGGCAGCCCCUCUUUCCAUCCAGCUCCCUGCUUGUGGCCUGGG
This is a messenger RNA of Ochotona princeps (American pika), 1501 nucleotides long. RefSeq names its product WD repeat domain 89 (gene WDR89). The record is from RefSeq and is a predicted model, not a curated record. Gene Ontology annotation, molecular function: protein binding. Lineage: Eukaryota; Metazoa; Chordata; Mammalia; Lagomorpha; Ochotonidae. The transcript has a single exon. Bases 68 to 1231 code for a protein of 387 amino acids.